AGUUGACAAUGGGAAAGGUAUUGAUGUUCUUUAAAUAAAUUAUUGCUUUUAAAUAAUCUCCCGGUAUUUCGUGGUGAUGAACUAUUCCUUAAAGAAAUAAAAAAUUUUGCCUCUCCCGGUGGACCGCGUAAUGCCUGGGGAACACACCCACCUAGCAACCCCGAGCCAGCUCAAGUAUGGCACUGCGCCUUUAAUUCCCGGGUGGGGGAGGGGGGCGGUGGGUAAUUUCCGCUCCCCCACUCCCUCCGCGGCCCUGGUGGCAGCUGUCACCUGUAAGGCGAGCACCGAGCACGGGGGAUGGAGCCUGGCGCCCAUUGGACACAAUACAAAGGCAGAAACCUACCCCAAAGGCUGGGGUCCCCGCGGGGCGGAGGCGGUGGGCGCACGAUGCGGCCCCCCGAACCUUCCACCGGGAGACACCCGGGCUCCACGGAGCGGGCGUGACCAAGGUCCAGCUUCAGGGACACACCCGUGCCGCCUCGGUGAAAACGAUCAGGUGAGCCUGGCCGAGGAGGACCCCGCUCCCGGAAUCCCCGCUUCAGCUCGUCCCAGCGGACGCGGAGACGUGCACCUGCCCCGGCAGCCGGGAACCGAGGGGGUAGGGGGUGUUGGGAAGGGGCGGCCUCGGCUCCCCUGCGGGGCUGGACUGACCAUGGCGCUAGCCGCUGCGGCCGCCGCCGCCGCCGCCGGGGUGAGCCAGGCGGCCGUGCUGGGCUUCCUGCAGGAGCACGGCGGCAAGGUGCGCAACUCGGAUCUGCUGAGCCGCUUCAAACCCCUGCUGGAUGCGGGCGACCCGCGCGGCCGCGCCGCCCGCAGGGACCGCUUCAAGCAAUUCGUCAACGACGUGGCGGUGGUGAAGGAGCUCGACGGCGUCAAGUUCGUGGUGCUGAAGAAGAAGCUGCGGCCCAGGCAGGCACCAGAGCCCCUGCCCUCGUGCGUCCCCGGCACUCCCGAGGCACCGGCCCUGCCGUCGAAGAUCACUUCCGUCUCACAGGUGGAACCGGCUGGCCCGGGGGCUCCAUCUCUGGCCGCGGCGUCGCAGGCGGAGCCACGUGAGGAUCCGGCCCCGCCAUUAGAGCCACAGGACACGCCCGAGGCUCCGGCCUCUGAGCCCACUCAGCCGACCGGGGAGCCGUUGUUAGGUCCAGCCCAGCAAUCAGGGGGGCUCUCCGACCCCCAGAUUCCAGCCUUUGAGCUAGCCCUACCCCCCGAGGAACUCUCUGCAGACGUGGCCCCGCCGUCUAGGUCGCCGUCGGUGGAGGCCUUGCCCCACGCAGAGGCGCCAGCCCCGGAACCCGGGAGUGGGGCGACGAAAGAAGCGCCCCCACCCCCUCUGCACGCGCCGCCGCCGAAGCCCUGCAUGCUACCUGUGCGCUGCGUCCCGGGCCCCGCCGCGCUCCGGAUCCGGGCGGAGGAGCAGGGCCUGCGCCGGCAGCUGUCGGAAGAGCCGAGCCCACGGAGCUCCCCGCUGCUGCUGCGGCGGCUGUCGGUGGAAGAGUCUGGCCUGGGCCUCAGCCUGGGCCCGGGCCGCUCCCCGCACCUGAGGCGCCUGUCGCGCGCAGGCCCGCGCCUGCUGAGUCCGGACACGGAGGAAGUGCCCGCUGCGCCGCCGCCGUCCGCCGUGCCCCUGGAGCCGACCGAGCACGAGUGGCUAGUGCGGGCGGCUGGGGGCUGCUGGACCCACCAACUGCACGGGCUGCUGCUGCGCGACAGCGGCCUGGCGGCCAAGCGCGACUUCAUAUCUGGCUUCACGGCCCUGCAUUGGGCCGCCAAGAGCGGCAACCGCGAGAUGGCGCUGCAGCUGGUGGAGGUCGCGCGGCGCGGGGGCGCGCCAGUGGACGUGAACGCACGCUCGCAUGGCGGCUACACGCCAUUGCACCUGGCCGCCCUGCACGGCCACGAGGACGCCGCCGUGCUGCUGGUGGUGCGCCUGGGUGCGCAGGUGCACGUGCGCGACCACAGCGGCCGGCGUGCUUACCAGUAUCUGCCGCCCAGCGCCUCGUAUGCGCUUCGCCGCCUGCUCGGCGACCCCUGCCUUCGAGGCGCAACCGAGGCCGACGCCACCGGUGCUGGUGGUGGCACUUUUGCGGCCCGGCGCCCAGUGCAAGUGGCCGCCACCAUCCUCAGUUCCACCACCAGCGCGUUUCUGGGUGUCCUGGCCGAUGACCUGAUGCUCCAAGACCUGGCUCGCGGCAUGAGGAAGUCGGGCUCCUUCAGCAAGUUUUUGGGUGCCUCGCCCAUGGCUCCCCGUAAAAAGACUAAGACUCGCAGUGGCCUGCCGGCUUUUUCAGAAAUCUCUCGUCGACCAACUCCGGGGCCCUUGGCUGGUUUAGUGCCCAGCCUGCCCCCCACAACCUGACGAUCCCUGAAGCUCAGCUUGGUUGAUGUCACCUGGCCUGCCCCUCACAGUCUAAGCCUGCCCAGAACAGCGGCUCAACACCUGUGGCUUCAUCCUGUUAUCAGUUUGUCCACUGAAACCUGUUUAACCCCGGUGGGCCUACGCCUCUAGCUUCUGCCUGAAGCUUGACCUGUCUCUGGAGAUGGGAGUCAAGAUCUCAGUGAGAAACCUUCUAUAAAGAGCUCCAGAAAUCAGGCUUGAACAUUGGAGACUCAAAUUUUAGGAUCAAAGUUGAGGGCCCUUAAUGAGUUAACCCGAUGCCUCUGCAGCUACACCCUCCCAAGCCAGAACUAGAGUGAGCAUCUCUUUAAAUGUUGUGUACUGCUGGAUUGUUUGUCAGCUUUAAGAUACCUAGUGGUUUUGUAAUCUGAUGCUUUUAUCCUGUUUUUAAAUUAAAAUGAGGUAAAACAACUUUCAUAAUAACCUUUUGAAAUUAUAUUUUUCCAUUUUUAGGCAAAACGCUCAUUUUCAAUCUUUUGCUAAGUAUUUUGGAAUUCUAUUUAAAAAAAAACCCAGAUGAUCAGUAUCUAAAGGAAAUUAGUCCCAACCAACAAAACCCUUAAACGUUUAUCUACCUCAUUUUAGGCGCUCAAGAUUCUAGAGAGACUCGAGCACAGAAUGUGACCAUUGUGAAUGUAAUUAAUUUCAGUUGUACUGUGAAUGCUCAAUAUUAGGAAACAAGUGCAUCUUGGGAGUGAGAAUGAUUUAACAGUGAGAGGAAAGAGACAUUUUAGCAAAUACUUUUGAUUUCUGGUUGUCUUUAUGAAAUAUAAACAGUGUCUUCAGCACUGGUGGGUGAUUAUUUUGAUUUGGCAUGAAUAUUAGUUUUUUAAGUGUGAUUUAUCUGUGAAUGCAUUAUAGGAGAAAAAUAACUGGUUAAGUGGAUACACUUAAACAGCAACUAUUUUAUAUGAAAAUUCUAUAGAAACAAAAAGUAUGUUAUACCCACCUUUAAAAGCCAUCUGAAAGCAAACAAAUUAUUCCAAAAUAGCAAAUGCAGAAUUCUUUGCUCAGUGAUGUUAGAGGGAUGGCUAACUUCUCUGGACCUUUGUUCCCAUCUGUAAUUGAGAAGGUUUGUAGCUAUUUACCAAGAGGUCCCAGGUUCAACACAUUGUAAGUAUAAUGGCUCUUUUUCUGUUUUAUAGAUGGGGACUCUAUUUGCUUAACCAGCGUUUUUAAAAUAUUGUGGCAAUGCUUUGCUUUUGCAAAUUAUGUUUGCAUGUCAUUAGUUAUAUCAAAUAGUUUUUGUGGCACAGGGGAGUGUGGGUUCUCCCCUCUCUCUAUAUAUAUAUAUCAGUGAGGCCUCCAACAUUAUUUAAGGCCGUCCUUAAUGGAAUGUUUUGAUUUAAGCAAUGAAAUAAACAAGUCUUCCAUUUUGUUCCUGCUUGUGUAAUAAUGUACUUCCCUUAAACAUUCUCCAGCUUUUGCUAUUCUAUUUUUCUUUUCUUUUUAUCUACUUAAUUUCUUCAGUUUCUCCUCAUCCUCUUCUGCCUCUUCCAGGCGUUUUAUUAUUGAAAGUGUUUGGAUUGAUCAGCUAAAUGCAGGCUGCAUCCACACACGAAUAUAGCAUCCAAAAAAUAACAACAGAUGAAUGCAGGCCCUGAUCUGACCCUUCCCACCUUCCUUGCCUGGAACUCUAGCUAAGCUGCAUAAAUUAUUUAAAAAUGCAAAUUAAAUCUGCCUCUGCAGGAAAAUUGUGGGAGGCAAUAAUUACAGCAAUCUCAGCUGCUGAGGGUCUAGAACACAGAAAAAAAUGUCAGAGGUUUUCCAUGGUAAAAGAGAGGCUUGACGGAAACAGGACAACAAAGGUCACAAACACAGGUAUGACCUGCCCUGAGAAAGACAAAAUCUAAACCCGCAAAGUAGUAAUAACAUUAACCAAUGUCUAUUACACACUUAAAUCAGAGGAGGGUUACUUAAACUGCCAGAAGAACCUUUGUGUUUCAGAAGGGCCAGCUGCAAGCCUUCCAAGUGAAAUAAAACAUUUGGCAAGAGUCUAGGAGCAAUAAGCCAAAAACUUAGGUGUUAGAAACCACUGUUUUUUCCUUGCAGGUCAAGACUUUCUGAAACUAUAAGUCAGUAGGAAAUUAUACUUUGAUAUGCAUG
Molecule: messenger RNA, 4504 nt
Organism: Ailuropoda melanoleuca (giant panda)
Lineage: Eukaryota; Metazoa; Chordata; Mammalia; Carnivora; Ursidae
Gene: SOWAHA
Product: sosondowah ankyrin repeat domain family member A
Exons: 1
Coding region: 131-2359 (742 amino acids)
Molecular function (GO): protein binding
Source: RefSeq, a predicted model, not a curated record